Molecule: messenger RNA, 1514 nt
Organism: Gryllus bimaculatus (two-spotted cricket)
Lineage: Eukaryota; Metazoa; Arthropoda; Insecta; Orthoptera; Gryllidae
Source: the annotation of a GenBank genome assembly
GUCACGGGCUGCGACUCGAGCUUCGGCCACGAGCCGCGCUGCGCCUCGACGCCCUGGGCGCGCGGUGUUUCGCCCAGGGUGCUGCAGCCGCGGGGCCCCCGGCCGCCUGCGCGUGCUGCCGCUGGACGUGACCGACGCCGCCUCCGUCGCCGUCGCGCGCGACGCCGUCCGCGCGGAGGUUCAAGAGCACGGCUGCGGUCUCUGCUUGCAUAUAUUUAAAUUAAAAAACAAGAAUACAUUGGCAUUGUUAAAAUUCAAGAAUACAGAAUUUGUUAAAGUGCUCAAGCCUCUAAAAGACGUGAGAACUGUGGGCUGUGAUAAAUAAUGCAGGAAUUUUGCAAUGUGCUGAAUCUGAAUGGAUGGAUAUUGAUGAUCUGAAACAGAUUUUGGAUGUCAACACAUUAGGUCCAAUUAGAGCGACAAAAGCAUUUUUGCCAUUAUUGAGGCAAUCUAAAGGAAGAAUCGUCAAUUAGCUUAGCUGAUGAAGUGGUUUUGACCUGUCUUACACCUUACACUAUAUCAAAGUUUGCUACUUUCGCAUUUUCUAAAUCACUGACAUCUGAAUUAAGUAAAUUUUCCAUAUCUGUGCAUAAUAUUGAACCAUGGAUUUACCGCACAAAUUUGACGGAAUGUGCAUCAAGUAUUCUUGAGAAGAAGAUGGAGAAGAUUCCCGAAGAUAUUAAAAAUGUUUAUUCAGAUGAAUAUAAAGAAAAAAUGAAGCAACUUCUGUAUCAUACCAUCAAUUUAACAUCCGCUGAUCAAUCUAAAAUUUAUCAGGUGGUUGAAUCUAUUGAAAAUGCUUGCUUUUCCGAAGAUCCCUUGUUACGGUACACACCUGGCGCACACUCUAGACUUGCGAAACAUUGUACAGCAUUAAUUGACUUUUUUCAACCAAUUGUUUUGAAAUUUAUUUUGAGAAGCAAAUGAUAAAAAUAAUUUUACAAUUGAAACUUGAUGUUACACUUUCUUUACAAAUGUAGUGGCUGCAUCAGAGUAUAUUUUACCAAGCCACAUACGUUCCCUAAUUAUUUGUUAGUUGUAAAUUAAAUUAGCGGUUACAGAAGUUUCACUUCAAAUGAGACCAUUCACGUCUAAUCAUUUUUUAAACAAAAUCAGAAAAUAUAGCAUAGAUAAUUUCAAAUAACGUCUCUCUAACAAUGAAGUAUUCCAUUUAGUUAACAGAGUUAUUUGAAGAAGCAAAAACCAGUAUGAAAUUUUAUUUAAUUAAAUAAAAGUUUGAAGUGAAGUGGUGAAGAGUCAAUCGUUUUAGAUAACAGCAAUUAUUUUUUUAAAUUUAUAAUGUAUUGUUCAAUGGAAUGAACUUAAUAAACUUGGCUAACUCUUAUGUGUUCCUCUGUAGUAAUAGAUGAUGGUAUUUCAUUACACAAUUAUAACAUACUAAAACCUAUUUUUGCUUUCUCGCUACGGUGUAGAGAGAAAUACUGCGCGAGAAAACAGCAAAUUUUCGGCAGAAGAACUAUUAUAGAGCCCAGCUAAUGAAAAAGUGGAUAAAU